Molecule: messenger RNA, 710 nt
Organism: Suillus clintonianus
Lineage: Eukaryota; Fungi; Basidiomycota; Agaricomycetes; Boletales; Suillaceae
Exons: 3
Coding region: 118-693 (191 amino acids)
Source: RefSeq, a predicted model, not a curated record
AAGUAUGCCUUACAGUGAGGGGCCUCCUCGGCGUAGCACAUGGGAAUAUUUUCGACAAGGAACAUAUAAUAAAGGCCAAGACACUCGAGGUGCUCCAUCGAAUUCUGCUACAAUGUCAUGUCUCCUGUUACCGAGAUCAUCACGCUCAUCAGCAACCAUGCGAUGAAGACGACUUCCAACUUCCAGGAAGUCCUUGAGCUCUUGCGCCAGCCUACUAUUGAAGGCAUUCAAAAGAUGUACUGGGGUGACCGCGUCCAGCAGCCCGGGGUUAGGCAGUGGUUCAUCAAUUGGGACCGCCGUUCUCAGGGGUCAGAGUCGACGGCCGCAACAAUGGCACAGGUCAAAGAGAAGCUUGACGCGAUCAUCGAAUCCCCACCGACGUGCAGGCUCGUCGCUUUCAAUCCCUUUCUGCCUACCAAAUGCUUUGCCGCGCCGUUCACAGAAGUCAUCAUCAGCACCAUAAAGCCUGAAACGGACCUGAACGCAUUCAACAAGGUAGUUGACGAAUUGUUGGAAGUGUGCCAUGACUUUGAGGGAUGCUACGGAACGGCGUGGGGAUACGUCGUUGAUGCAAGUGAAGUAGUGCUGUUGGUAGGAUGGGAAAGUCCAGAGGUGAGUGCGCGUAAUCUAGAAAGUGUGAAACGAUCCCCAUCUUGUCUCCCGCUUUCUAUACAACUAGCGUCUACUUUGUAACUCCUUGAGUUUGACUA